Molecule: messenger RNA, 510 nt
Organism: Armigeres subalbatus
Lineage: Eukaryota; Metazoa; Arthropoda; Insecta; Diptera; Culicidae
Product: flexible cuticle protein 12-like
Exons: 2
Coding region: 80-397 (105 amino acids)
Cellular component (GO): chitin-based extracellular matrix
Molecular function (GO): structural constituent of chitin-based larval cuticle
Source: RefSeq, a predicted model, not a curated record
GUACAGUGAUUUGAAAUCAAGCACAUUGUUGCGUUAUAGAGAAUAGCAAGUCCUUCUCGGAAAGUAAACCGUCACCAAAAUGAAAUGCUUCGUAGUUUUUGCUGUUGUUCUAGCCGUUGCUGUGGCUGCUCCCCCGCAGGACGACCGAGAUGCUCAAAUCACCAGAUACGAGAAUGACAACCUGGGACUCGAGGGAUACCGAUUCCAGUUCGACACAAGCAACCAGCUCCAACGCCAGGAGGAAGCUCAGCUGAAGAACUUUGGAGAAGAUGUUAGUGCUCUGGUCGUCCGAGGAUCGUAUUCCUACACCGGUCCGGACGGACAGGUUUACACCGUGAACUACAUUGCCGACGAAAAUGGAUUCCAGCCGGAAGCUGCCCACAUCCCGCGGGCAUGAAGAGGCUGAAUGGUUCGUCCUAGUCAAUUUUUUAGCACAGUGUGAUCGAGUAUGUUCCAUGAAUCCUAUUAAUAUUAUAUUGACAAAUAUAGUAUGUUUAUUAUAACAUGAAA